Messenger RNA from Paramuricea clavata, 3297 nucleotides. The record is from the annotation of a GenBank genome assembly. Lineage: Eukaryota; Metazoa; Cnidaria; Anthozoa; Malacalcyonacea; Plexauridae.
AUGUCUUUAAAAUACAAUAUAGUUUUAGUGUGGGCUAUUUCUUUGUCGUGCAAAGUGGUUAUGACUGGUUGUGAAGUGGUUUUGGUCAAUCGAGAUGAUGUAGACAGCUUCCGUGUUGGGGAAGAUGGUUGUACGAAUAACGCAAGUGUUUGUACAAGUUCAGCAACAUGUCAAUCUGAUGGCUUAUGUUUGUGUAGCGACAGUGAACCUAACUUCAGAAAUCCUAAAAUAAUAGUUGGUGGUGGUGGUGGGUUAAAGUAUGGUGACUCGUAUGGCUGUGUAAGCAGUAAUGAUCUGCGCUUUGAAGUCGGUAAGUAUAGUGUUUUGUUUUAUGUACUGACAGCUUAGGAAUCAUACAAGUGUACGAAUUGUGCAACAUGUCUGUCUGACAGCGAUCUGUGAUUUAUGCAGCGUUCAUGAACCUAAUUUUCGAAACUAGUGAUGAUAAAGCUUAUGCCUGUUUAAGCUGUAAUAUAGUAUUAUAAUUUCAACUUUACAAUGAAUUUUUUUAAAAAUUUUCAUAGUCAUCUUGUACCAAUAGUUUCAUGAUUUUUAUUCUGAAGAUGGCGAAACAACGAAAAUUUCUUUGUCUGGAGCGGGAUUCGAACUCAUAUCUUCGAAUAACUAGACUGUCGCUCUACCCAUUUCGCUACGAGUCAACGGGGAUUGGUAGCGAGUCUUAUCCAAUUUAAUUGCACGAAAUAUUUUCGCGACAGCUUAAUUAACACUUGGGUAAAGCGGAGUUCUAGAAACCCAAAGAUGCGAAUCCCGGCUCAAAACAAAUAUUUUGUUGUACAGUGUCAAAAUACUCAAAAUAAUUAGUACCAAUAAUAAGAAAGCUUCGCAUUGUUAGGGAUACAACUACCUGAAAAAUUCUCCUUGUAUUUUUAAUUAAGGUAUAUAGUUGCAUCCCUAUCAAUCCGAAGCUUUUUAAAAUAUGGUACCUUAAGAUAUGGUACUUAUUUUUCGAUGAGCUAAUGAUAGCAUGCUAAACAAACAGAUUUUGUAAAUUGGUGGUUCUUUCAGGAGUCUGGCUCAAAAACUCGUCUGUGUCAUUCGGUCCUGAAGUCCUGAACAUUAUGAAGCAGUUUUAUUUAAUUCCAAGUGAUGUAUAUGCAAAUUAUAUUAAUUAAUCAACCUGGAUUUGAAUAAAAUUCCAAUCACAAUGCAAACUUUAAUCCAAGCCCUACUCCUUGUGCCGACAUUCCAAAUUACUAUCUCGAAAUGGUGACUGAAUAUCCUCUAGUUAAUUUUAAAUUUUUCAACUAAGCAAAUUUCAUUUAGUUCUUUCAGUUCAAAUAGUCAAUUUAUAUCAUAUUUUAAAUAAAUGUAGGAUCACGCAAUCAUUGUGUAUUUGGCCCUUUUCAACUCAUACCAAACAGCCACCAAGAUUCAACCACGAAAUUCAGAGAUAUCGACAAUCCAAAAGUAGUGUUCAAGAGUUGUGCCUUACCGAAAGCCUGGGUAAAGUUUCCAGACAUGUACAACGCUACAGACAUGGAGCUGCAAUGGUUCAAUGAAUCUUACGUUGACUUGACAGUCUUUAACGCAACAUUGGAUUUUAAGGUAUGGAAAUUUACCUCCAUGUUUCUUUUUCUUUAGCUUUGUUUAAAAUUAGUUUGUUUUUCUUGUUCCAGUGGAAAAGAUCAGUUCCAAGUCUGCGAGGCACGAUCAUUACGUUGCAUUUCAAAUGUGCCCUGAGCCCAUCGAAUUCAAUGGUAACAAAAUGUCUACGAGCAAAGGUUCUUGGGACAUGGCCAGCAGGUAAAAGAGUCCGUUUAGUUGAAGAAUUAGAUAAAGGGUCUUGUAGAUGGAAAUUAUCGAACAGCUGCUAAAAAUGCAACUAUAGGUCCCUGGUUGGGAUCGGACCUGCGGCCCUGCGAUUCCAGUGCGGCGCUCUAACCAACUGAGCUACAGAGACCAGUUGUGGAGCAAUGUUAGAGCACUGCACUGGAAUCACAGGGCCGCAGGUUCGAUUCCCGCCAGGGACCUAAAGUUGCAUUUUUAUCAGCUGUUUCUGGUUAGGUUUAAUAAAUGUAUAUAAAUUUCUACUCGAUAAUUUCCAUCUACAACACCCUUCAAAUAUUAUAUUCAAUGUGAGAUGCCAACAAAAUCUUGAUAUUUAGUUCAACAAGUAUACUUUAAUAGUACUCCUCAUUAUGCGGCCAAUUUUGAAUAUGCACGAAUAACUAUACAUGUACUGUAUGUAUCACAAAGACCAUACCAUACAUAAACAGUGCAUAACUCUAAUACACUAUAUAUUUUCAAUCUAAAUUCGACUCAUCUUUAGCAGUACACACUUAACCCAGAAAGGCGAAACUGAUGCGUGCGGACAUUAUAAAUGCAUGAUAGCUGUGAACUCCGCAUAAACAUUGACAACUUUCACAUGCAUAUAUAGGUAACACCAGCUCAACUCCUGCAGCAACUAGUGAACCAACGACCCCGUCAUUCAACCAAAUUGGUACCACCACAAUGUCACCUACCACAUCAGCUAAAUCCAAUAGUCAAGGAUCGAGCAGUAAUGGUGAUUCCAGUGGAACAAUUAUUAUCAUAGCUGUUGUGGUACCUGUAGUACUGUUGAUCGUGUUGGUUGUCGUUGUUUGGUUGUUGUGUAAACGCAAGAAGGGAAAUAAGUAAGCUUUUUAAGGAAUUAAUAAAUAACUUUAAUUGGUGAUAUUUGGAUUUAGCAUCAUGCAUUGUGUGAUAUAAUAUUGCUAAAAUUGAAUAAUCUUAUACAGAAAUUCUAUUAAACUUAAAGAAAGUUUUGAUGCUUCUUUCAAACAGGACAAUUCGUUUCUCUUCUGAUUAUCAACUAUAUCAAUGUAGAAAAUGUUAAGCCUAAUGGACCAAUCCCCAAUUAACCAAAAUUUUGAACUCAACAAGUCUAGACAAAAAUUUCAUCACAGCUUGAAAGACCAUCACAAAAUUAGUAAUAUUCCAAAGUUUCGUUGCAAAAUGUUGUAAAAUGCGGAUAAUAUAGCCUUGCGAAAUUUGUUUAGGCUAGUUAAGAUCAAAAUUUUGAAAAGUGGUAACCAUUUCCCGUUUGUAAUCUAAAAUAAUUGAAAAUUGCAAAUUUUGCAAGGCUAUAUUAUCCGCAUUUUACAACAUUUUGCAACGAAACUUUGGAAUAUUACUAAUUUUGUCAAUGCUCUUUCAUGCUAUGAUGGAAUUUUGUCUAGAUUUGUUGAGAUCAAAAUUUUGGUUAAUUGGGGAAUGGUCCAUUGCAAUUGAAUUUUUCUUGAUAUUUUUACAACAGCAAAAGAAAUUCAAAUCGUGGAAGUUCCGGAAAAGAGAAGG